Messenger RNA from Podarcis muralis (Common wall lizard), 5909 nucleotides. Lineage: Eukaryota; Metazoa; Chordata; Lepidosauria; Squamata; Lacertidae. The record is from RefSeq and is a predicted model, not a curated record.
UAACAAGCAAACACACUCCAACAACCACGACAGGACCCAUGCCUUCCACAACACCGGUUACUUCAAAACCCUUAACGAAAACUAGCACUCCAGCACCCACUGCCACAACUCUCACGACUGCUCCCCCUACCAGCACAGAAACGCCCAGCACUCCGGCCACCACAACUCCUGCAACCACCACCGUCCCAAUUACCACGGAAACACCCAAAACCACCACUUCUGUUCCACCACCGGUGCCUACAGUCACCACACCUUCGACAACCAGACCGCCAAGCAGCACGCCGAAAACCACGCCAACCACCUCUCCCUCCACCACAUCCAGAACCACUGCAUCAACUCAGACGGCAACCACCAACACGCCAAAGACCACUGCAACAGCCUCCACACCACCCACCUCUACGCAUCACCCCAAAAUCCUAACCACCACAACCCCCUCCACCACGACAGAAUCCACUGCGAUUAGCACACCAACCCCGACAACCACAACAGCACCCGUGCCCCCCUCCACACCGUCUCCUCCGACGCCGUCCACCACAACCACCACCACCUCGCCCACAACCGUCACCUCCACUUCCACCAGCACUCCAGUACCCACUGCCACAACUCUCACGACUGCUCCCCCUACCAGCACAGAAACGCCCAGCACUCCGGCCACCACAACUCCUGCAACCACCACCGUCCCAAUUACCACGGAAACACCCAAAACCACCACUUCUGUUCCACCACCGGUGCCUACAGUCACCACACCUUCGACAACCAGACCGCCAAGCAGCACGCCGAAAACCACGCCAACCACCUCUCCCUCCACCACAUCCAGAACCACUGCAUCAACUCAGACGGCAACCACCAACACGCCAAAGACCACUGCAACAGCCUCCACACCACCCACCUCUACGCAUCACCCCAAAAUCCUAACCACCACAACCCCCUCCACCACGACAGAAUCCACUGCGAUUAGCACACCAACCCCGACAACCACAACAGCACCCGUGCCCCCCUCCACACUGUCUCCUCCGACGCCGUCCACCACAACCACCACCACCUCGCCCACAACCGUCACCUCCACUUCCACCAGCACUCCAGUACCCACUGCCACAACUCUCACGACUGCUCCCCCUACCAGCACAGAAACGCCCAGCACUCCGGCCACCACAACUCCUGCAACCACCACCGUCCCAAUUACCACGGAAACACCCAAAACCACCACUUCUGUUCCACCACCGGUGCCUACAGUCACCACACCUUCGACAACCAGACCGCCAAGCAGCACGCCGAAAACCACGCCAACCACCUCUCCCUCCACCACAUCCAGAACCACUGCAUCAACUCAGACGGCAACCACCAACACGCCAAAGACCACUGCAACAGCCUCCACACCACCCACCUCUACGCAUCACCCCAAAAUCCUAACCACCACAACCCCCUCCACCACGACAGAAUCCACUGCGAUUAGCACACCAACCCCGACAACCACAACAGCACCCGUGCCCCCCUCCACACCGUCUCCUCCGACGCCGUCCACCACAACCACCACCACCUCGCCCACAACCGUCACCUCCACUUCCACCAGCACUCCAGUACCCACUGCCACAACUCUCACGACUGCUCCCCCUACCAGCACAGAAACGCCCAGCACUCCGGCCACCACAACUCCUGCAACCACCACCGUCCCAAUUACCACGGAAACACCCAAAACCACCACUUCUGUUCCACCACCGGUGCCUACAGUCACCACACCUUCGACAACCAGACCGCCAAGCAGCACGCCGAAAACCACGCCAACCACCUCUCCCUCCACCACAUCCAGAACCACUGCAUCAACUCAGACGGCAACCACCAACACGCCAAAGACCACUGCAACAGCCUCCACACCACCCACCUCUACGCAUCACCCCAAAAUCCUAACCACCACAACCCCCUCCACCACGACAGAAUCCACUGCGACUAGCACACCAACCCCGACAACCACAACAGCACCCGUGCCCCCCUCCACACCGUCUCCUCCGACGCCGUCCACCACAACCACCACCACCUCGCCCACAACCGUCACCUCCACUUCCACCAGCACUCCAGUACCCACUGCCACAACUCUCACGACUGCUCCCCCUACCAGCACAGAAACGCCCAGCACUCCGGCCACCACAACUCCUGCAACCACCACCGUCCCAAUUACCACGGAAACACCCAAAACCACCACUUCUGUUCCACCACCGGUGCCUACAGUCACCACACCUUCGACAACCAGACCGCCAAGCAGCACGCCGAAAACCACGCCAACCACCUCUCCCUCCACCACAUCCAGAACCACUGCAUCAACUCAGACGGCAACCACCAACACGCCAAAGACCACUGCAACAGCCUCCACACCACCCACCUCUACGCAUCACCCCAAAAUCCUAACCACCACAACCCCCUCCACCACGACAGAAUCCACUGCGAUUAGCACACCAACCCCGACAACCACAACAGCACCCGUGCCCCCCUCCACACCGUCUCCUCCGACGCCGUCCACCACAACCACCACCACCUCGCCCACAACCGUCACCUCCACUUCCACCAGCACUCCAGUACCCACUGCCACAACUCUCACGACUGCUCCCCCUACCAGCACAGAAACGCCCAGCACUCCGGCCACCACAACUCCUGCAACCACCACCGUCCCAAUUACCACGGAAACACCCAAAACCACCACUUCUGUUCCACCACCGGUGCCUACAGUCACCACACCUUCGACAACCAGACCGCCAAGCAGCACGCCGAAAACCACGCCAACCACCUCUCCCUCCACCACAUCCAGAACCACUGCAUCAACUCAGACGGCAACCACCAACACGCCAAAGACCACUGCAACAGCCUCCACACCACCCACCUCUACGCAUCACCCCAAAAUCCUAACCACCACAACCCCCUCCACCACGACAGAAUCCACUGCGACUAGCACACCAACCCCGACAACCACAACAGCACCCGUGCCCCCCUCCACACCGUCUCCUCCGACGCCGUCCACCACAACCACCACCACCUCGCCCACAACCGUCACCUCCACUUCCACCAGCACUCCAGUACCCACUGCCACAACUCUCACGACUGCUCCCCCUACCAGCACAGAAACGCCCAGCACUCCGGCCACCACAACUCCUGCAACCACCACCGUCCCAAUUACCACGGAAACACCCAAAACCACCACUUCUGUUCCACCACCGGUGCCUACAGUCACCACACCUUCGACAACCAGACCGCCAAGCAGCACGCCGAAAACCACGCCAACCACCUCUCCCUCCACCACAUCCAGAACCACUGCAUCAACUCAGACGGCAACCACCAACACGCCAAAGACCACUGCAACAGCCUCCACACCACCCACCUCUACGCAUCACCCCAAAAUCCUAACCACCACAACCCCCUCCACCACGACAGAAUCCACUGCGAUUAGCACACCAACCCCGACAACCACAACAGCACCCGUGCCCCCCUCCACACCGUCUCCUCCGACGCCGUCCACCACAACCACCACCACCUCGCCCACAACCGUCACCUCCACUUCCACCAGCACUCCAGUACCCACUGCCACAACUCUCACGACUGCUCCCCCUACCAGCACAGAAACGCCCAGCACUCCGGCCACCACAACUCCUGCAACCACCACCGUCCCAAUUACCACGGAAACACCCAAAACCACCACUUCUGUUCCACCACCGGUGCCUACAGUCACCACACCUUCGACAACCAGACCGCCAAGCAGCACGCCGAAAACCACGCCAACCACCUCUCCCUCCACCACAUCCAGAACCACUGCAUCAACUCAGACGGCAACCACCAACACGCCAAAGACCACUGCAACAGCCUCCACACCACCCACCUCUACGCAUCACCCCAAAAUCCUAACCACCACAACCCCCUCCACCACGACAGAAUCCACUGCGACUAGCACACCAACCCCGACAACCACAACAGCACCCGUGCCCCCCUCCACACCGUCUCCUCCGACGCCGUCCACCACAACCACCACCACCUCGCCCACAACCGUCACCUCCACUUCCACCAGCACUCCAGUACCCACUGCCACAACUCUCACGACUGCUCCCCCUACCAGCACAGAAACGCCCAGCACUCCGGCCACCACAACUCCUGCAACCACCACCGUCCCAAUUACCACGGAAACACCCAAAACCACCACUUCUGUUCCACCACCGGUGCCUACAGUCACCACACCUUCGACAACCAGACCGCCAAGCAGCACGCCGAAAACCACGCCAACCACCUCUCCCUCCACCACAUCCAGAACCACUGCAUCAACUCAGACGGCAACCACCAACACGCCAAAGACCACUGCAACAGCCUCCACACCACCCACCUCUACGCAUCACCCCAAAAUCCUAACCACCACAACCCCCUCCACCACGACAGAAUCCACUGCGAUUAGCACACCAACCCCGACAACCACAACAGCACCCGUGCCCCCCUCCACACCGUCUCCUCCGACGCCGUCCACCACAACCACCACCACCUCGCCCACAACCGUCACCUCCACUUCCACCAGCACUCCAGUACCCACUGCCACAACUCUCACGACUGCUCCCCCUACCAGCACAGAAACGCCCAGCACUCCGGCCACCACAACUCCUGCAACCACCACCGUCCCAAUUACCACGGAAACACCCAAAACCACCACUUCUGUUCCACCACCGGUGCCUACAGUCACCACACCUUCGACAACCAGACCGCCAAGCAGCACGCCGAAAACCACGCCAACCACCUCUCCCUCCACCACAUCCAGAACCACUGCAUCAACUCAGACGGCAACCACCAACACGCCAAAGACCACUGCAACAGCCUCCACACCACCCACCUCUACGCAUCACCCCAAAAUCCUAACCACCACAACCCCCUCCACCACGACAGAAUCCACUGCGACUAGCACACCAACCCCGACAACCACAACAGCACCCGUGCCCCCCUCCACACCGUCUCCUCCGACGCCGUCCACCACAACCACCACCACCUCGCCCACAACCGUCACCUCCACUUCCACCAGCACUCCAGUACCCACUGCCACAACUCUCACGACUGCUCCCCCUACCAGCACAGAAACGCCCAGCACUCCGGCCACCACAACUCCUGCAACCACCACCGUCCCAAUUACCACGGAAACACCAAAAACCACCACUUCUGUUCCACCACCGGUGCCUACAGUCACCACACCUUCGACAACCAGACCGCCAAGCAGCACGCCGAAAACCACGCCGACCACCUCUCCCUCCACCACAUCCAGAACCACUGCAUCAACACAAACCUCCGCAACUAACACGCCAAAAACCUCUCCAACUAGUUUGAUUUCUACGGCGUCCAGCAUGACAACACAUUCUCCCAUGCAAACAUCCUCUACUUCAAUUCCAUUUACAUCUACUCUUUCUACUACUCCCAUUAUUCCGGUCACAAGCAGUUCUCCAUUGUCAUCCAGUACUAAUAUCAUUAGUAUUCCAGUAACUACCCGAACUAGUACUUUGAGUAGUAGUACUCAGUCUUUGAAGACAACCUCCACAUCAUAUACCUCAACUGUAUCUCCUGGGAAGUGUGAAUCUGUUGAAUAUGAAGAUCAAGUGGUUUACAAGGGUUGUGUUGCAAAUGUCACUUUGACUCGCUGCGAAGGAAUGUGUCCAACAUCAUCAAGGCUAAAUGUUGCCAAGAUGAUGGUACACACAGAGUGUGGGUGCUGCAUGCCACUCACACUCUACAAGAAGGAGCUGACGAUGCCUUGUCCAGACCCAGAGAACCCACAUAUGCCACUUGUUACAGAAAUCAUCCUAUUUGGUGGCUGCGUAUGCAACUACAAUGGAUGUACGCACGAGGCAGACUCAGCUUCCUCAACCGUACAGGGAUUGUUUAGAAAAUAAUGAUCGGUUAUUACC